Molecule: messenger RNA, 1837 nt
Organism: Racocetra persica
Lineage: Eukaryota; Fungi; Glomeromycota; Glomeromycetes; Diversisporales; Gigasporaceae
Source: the annotation of a GenBank genome assembly
GGACACAGUUACCGUAGAAGACGGAUCUUUUGCAAUGUCGAGCCAGCAGGUUCUUUCUGACCAACAAAACGACAAUAACUUUGUUACAAAUCCAUUUGCAGGAUCAACUAAUAAUAGUACAAGUCACGGUUCAAAUAGAUCAAGAUAUAAUGGAGGUAGAGGGCGUUAUCGUGGGCGAGGUAACUCGCGGGGCGGUAGAGGCUCUUUUCGAAAUAAUCAUUCCCAGAGUAAUCAAAGCAAUGAAGAGUCAAGUACUAAUCCUACUCCAAUUUUGCAAACCAACGAUGGGCAAGAAAAUAAGCACACUUCAAAUCGUGGUGGGUCUCGUUUUAAUCGUGGUAGAAAAAAACGCUCUAACAGGGCUGGUCAUCAACCAAUAUCAAACGACAAUCAAAAAGAUGCGGGUAAUAGCAGAAAUGUUAAUGACAUUAAUGAAUUACGACAGGAUAAUUCUCGACACAAAAAUACGAACAAUGAAUCAAAGUAUGUUUCUGAUCCCAAAGGCAAGGGAUUAGCAGUUCUCAGAGAUUCUUCAACUUUAUCAAAUUAUGGUUCAAGAAAUUCUCGAACUUCUACACAUUCAAAGAAAUCCUCCGUUUCUAAGCUUUCCCUUGAUGAAAUUAAAGAUGUGUCAACCUCGAUAACUUAUGGUUUAACUACAUCCACUUAUGAAUGUAUGAUUUGUUGUGAAGUUAUACGACCCAGUAAUAAGACAUGGUCUUGUGGAGUUUGUUGGGCAGUAUUUCAUUUUCAGUGUACACAAAAGUGGGCUCAAAAGUCCUUCGAUAAUGCUGGUUCAUGGCGCUGUCCUGGAUGUCAAAACAAAUCUGAGAGUAUUCCUGAGGUGUACAAGUGCUUCUGUGGUAAAAUAGAAAACCCUCAAUUUACGCGAUAUUUAACUCCUCAUAGUUGUGGUAAUGUUUGCAGAAAAAGUAGAGACUGUUCACAUGAUUGUACUCAGCCGUGCCAUCCGGGGCCAUGCCCUCCUUGUUCGGCCAUGGGCCCUAUUCAGCACUGUUUUUGUGGUCGCCAGACGUAUCAACUUCGUUGUAUCGAAGUCGAUCAUUCUGGUGGUAAAUCGUGCGAAUCAGUUUGUGGAAAUUUAUUGGGAUGUGGCAAACAUUAUUGCAAAAAGCAAUGUCAUCCAGACGAUUGUACGCGAUGCGAAGUAAUCGAGAUACAAAAAUGUUACUGUGGACAGACGGAACGAGAGGCGACAUGUGGUGAAGGGAUAGCUAUCCGUUGUUGUGGUGGAGAAUCUGGAAAAUCAUUACAGGUUUGGACUGGGUUCUUCUCAUGCAAAGAAAGGUGUAAUCGCUUGUUAGAAUGCGGUCAUCAUUCGUGCAUGAAAUUAUGUCAUCCAGUGAUGGAUGAACCUGAACCUUGCGAAUUGAGUCCUUCACAUGUUCAUAACUGCCCUUGUGGUGCAAAUACUAUAGAGUCACUUCUUGGUCAUAAGCGAACGUCUUGCAUUGAAGAAAUUCCACUUUGUAAUAACAUUUGUUCGAAAACACUUCCAUGUGGUCAUAAAUGUCAAGAUACAUGUCAUCAUGGGAAUUGUAAGCCUUGUACGGCUAUCGUACAAGCAAAGUGCCGGUGUGGCAGUAAAACGUUCGAGCGUGUCUGUUCUGAGGUUUCGGACAGCCACGAAGAAUUAAUAUGUGAUAGAAUAUGCAGAGGCCUUAGAACUUGUGGCAAGCAUCAAUGUAGUGUACGUUGUUGUCCAUCAGCUAACAAGAAAUCUUCAAAAAGUAGAGGUAGUGCUUCGCAAGAGGAGGAAUAUGAUGUUAAUCAUCAAUGUGUUUUAGUAUGCGGGAAGAGCUUACAAUGUGGGAAG